AUGCCAAUUCGCAUUUGCAUGUGUCGGGGGUGUCGUUGGUGAUACCGUCCACUUAAAUUGAAAUCCAUCCCCAACGAAAGUGAAAUUUGACUGUUCGAAGUAAAACUGAAUUAUUUUAUUUUCGAAAUGGCAAGUGUAUUAAGUGGUAUUAUUUUGGUCACGUUCCUGUGCCUGAGCUUAGCUGCUGACGAAGGCUUCGUGUUGCCAUCUGUCGAGUUCAAGCCCAUCACAAAAUUGGCCGACGAUAUACCGACCUGCCGCCAGAAAGACAGCGACAUUAAUGAGUGCAUUAGGCAGGGCUUUCAGCAGCUAACGCCACGCCUGAAAUACGGCAUCAGCGAUCUGAACAUACCGCCGAUGGAUCCCUUUCAGCUGGGCAAGAGCUCCUACAACUAUAACUCGGGCAUACUGCAGGGCCGCAUUGCCAUGAGGAAUGUGCUGGUUCAUGGCCUGAGCGAGGGUAUUGUCGACAAGGUGGACUACCGUCAGAAGAACAAUCGCGUACGCAUGGAGAUGCUAAGCCAUGUGCCUCAGUUGCUGGCGGAGGGCGCCUACAAGGCGGACAUCAAACUGAACGACAUGAAGAUAACUCCAAAGGGCACCUUCAAUAUUACGCUGGCCGACGUCAGCAUGAAAACCCGCGCCUUGGGCGAACUAUACGAGCGCGACGGUCACACCUAUCUGCGUCUGACUAAGCUCGAGACUGAGCCCAAAGUGGGUGACAUGCGCAUCUAUGCCAAUGGCCUGGUGCCCGACCCGGCGCUGAAUGAUGUCAUACUGGAUUUCAUCAACCAGUACUGGCAACAGCUCUAUCAGUCUAUGCUCCCGGAAACAAUGGCCAUUUGGGAGCCCAUACUGCUCAAGGUGGGCAAUGAUUUCUUUGCUGCCCUCCCCUUCGACUUGCUUGUCACUAAGGAUUAGACUAGUGGCCGUCAAACAUUGUAGUCGGCUCCCUUUCGAAUUAUGGUUAUAUGCUUUCUUCAUGGUGUUUAUUUAGUUUGUAUUCAAAUAAAAUGAUUUUAGAAAUUUA
Molecule: messenger RNA, 1030 nt
Organism: Drosophila montana
Lineage: Eukaryota; Metazoa; Arthropoda; Insecta; Diptera; Drosophilidae
Gene: Jhbp14
Product: Juvenile hormone binding protein 14
Exons: 4
Coding region: 127-921 (264 amino acids)
Source: RefSeq, a predicted model, not a curated record